Funneliformis geosporum is the source of this 888-nucleotide messenger RNA. The record is from the annotation of a GenBank genome assembly. Lineage: Eukaryota; Fungi; Glomeromycota; Glomeromycetes; Glomerales; Glomeraceae.
AUGACUUCCCUUUCAGGAUCUUCAAAAAAUGGAAUCAACUCAAGGUUCUCAUUUGACGCAGAUGAAAUUUGCCCGAUAUGUAAGAACAAUAGAUACCUUACACCUAAUAUGAAACUACUUGUUAGCGACUGUUAUCAUAAAAUGUGUGAAUCAUGUAUAGAUAGAUUAUUCGCCAACGGAGCGGGACCAUGUCCGAUUUGUCAAAGAAUUUUAAGAAAAGUUAGUUUUAUUGAACCCACAUUUGAAGAUUUACGUGUAGAAAAAGAAGUAAAGAUUAGAAGGAAUUUAUCAAAACAGUUUAAUAAACGGCAAGAAGAUUUUCAGAAUUUACGAAAAUACAAUGAUUACUUGGAAAUGGUUGAAAAUAUCGCAUGGAAUCUUAUCAAUGAAGUGAACAAAAAAGAAACCGAAGCUUUGAUUGACAAAUUUGCUAAUGAAAAUAAAGAAAUAAUAGCUCAUAAUAAACGUAAACAAGAAGAAGAAACCAAAAUGGUAAAUUAUCUUAAUGAAAAGGAGAAAUCGGAAAAGCGUUUGAAAUUUGAGAAUUAUAAAAAGGAAUUGGAUGAAGAGAAAAAAAGAAGGGAAAAACAUGAAGCCGAAUUAAUCGAAGAACUGGCGAAUUCAAAAGGUUCUGCGGCCGAUAUUUUAGCAGAAAAGAAGGCCAUGAGAGAAAUAGAAGAUUCACAAGAAUUUGAUCCAAUUUCCUCUGAAUAUUUGGACAUUGAUUGUUAUACACUUAAAGACAAAUAUUAUGAUCCUUAUACGGAAAUCAAUACUCGACUACGUGCUGGUGGAUUUAUUCCAAAAUUUGUACAUGAAAGAGCUUUACAAGCUGCAUUUUCUGGACUUUUUACAUUUACCAAAUCCGAUGAUAUGGAAGUUGAAUAA